Cyanistes caeruleus (blue tit) is the source of this 780-nucleotide messenger RNA. Lineage: Eukaryota; Metazoa; Chordata; Aves; Passeriformes; Paridae. The record is from RefSeq and is a predicted model, not a curated record.
GCGGCUCCCGGCCGCCAUGAGCAGGAAGCGGGUGAAGUUAUUGGUGGACUCGCUGACCCGAUCCUCCAAGCACUUUAACAAAAGCGAAGUGGAAUGUCUGGUGAACCUCUUUGACACGCUGGUGGCCAAGGCCAGCAGCCACUUUGCGGGGGCCGGGUUCGACCGCACCGUGUUCCGAGACACCCUGCACAGCGCCUUUGGCCUGACGGAUGAAGUGAUGCUGGACCGAGUGUUCAGUGCUUUUGAUAGAAGCAACACUGGCAGCAUCACUGUGGUGGAAUGGGUGGAAGGCUUAGGAGUGUUACUUCGGGGGACACUGGAAGAGAAGAUGAAAUGUAAGAUUGAUCUGUAUGCUAAUAUUUGGUAUCUCAAGCCAAGCAAGACCAGUGCCAACAUUCAUUUACUAGCACAGUGGGGACACAGUAGCAGUUGCAUUAGCUCCAGCAGUUCUUCAGCUUGGAAGCAGAAAUGGAGAAAAUAUAAGAUGGGAGUUAAGGACUUGGUAGAGAUAGCACUGAAGAAAAUGGACUAUGAUCAUGAUGGCAAGCUUUCUUUUACGGACUUUGAAAAAGCAGUCAGAGAAGAAAGCCUUCUCUUGGAAGCCUUUGGACCAUGUUUGCCAGACAUAAAGAGCAUUAUCGCAUUUGAACAGAAAGUUUUCCGGGAAACUCCUAAAUAAGAACUCCAAGUUGUAACUCCAUUGCUGAGUACUGUUAAAAGGGGUCUUUGUCUUCACCAUUCUUCGUGAUACAGUAAAAACAGUAAUAAUUUCAACUUGCU